Molecule: messenger RNA, 519 nt
Organism: Caenorhabditis briggsae
Lineage: Eukaryota; Metazoa; Nematoda; Chromadorea; Rhabditida; Rhabditidae
Exons: 2
Coding region: 1-519 (172 amino acids)
Source: RefSeq, a predicted model, not a curated record
AUGCGAUUGUGUUUGAACGGAGCGGCGACGCUUUGUCCCACCGCUUUUGUGGAUUUGGAUUCGAUUAGAGAGGAGCCGUCGACGCCUUUCUCGGCAUCGCGAACUUUUGAAAGAGACGACUCUGUAUUCUUUCGAGAGUCGACGUCUUCUAGUCCAGAAGACGUCCGACACGUCGUCGCGACGUCUUCUAACACUUCCUCACCAUUCAAAUUUAUGGAGAAUCUACAGAGGAAACGGAAGAGCAUGUUUAGGCGGAAUCAGUCGAGCAGCAGUCUCAUCCCAACCGAAAAGCGUCGAACGUGUCGUCGCCCGUCGCUUCCAUCGAUUCCGCCAACGAUCGAUGAGAUGAGCAGCAGUGUUGGACACGCACGAAGUCGUCGACCGUCGCUUCACAACGAUUGGACCAACGAGCAUCACUUGAUGAAUGGAAGAAACGGUGCUAUGGUUGAUGUGAGUUUUUUUGGAGAAAAAGGAUCAAAAAUGGGGAAAAAUGAGCCAAAAUGGGAUCUGAUACGAUAA